Molecule: messenger RNA, 1944 nt
Organism: Solanum stenotomum
Lineage: Eukaryota; Viridiplantae; Streptophyta; Magnoliopsida; Solanales; Solanaceae
Product: RNA polymerase II C-terminal domain phosphatase-like 4
Exons: 10
Coding region: 280-1719 (479 amino acids)
Cellular component (GO): nucleus
Molecular function (GO): RNA polymerase II CTD heptapeptide repeat phosphatase activity
Source: RefSeq, a predicted model, not a curated record
CUUCAAAUCCAGGAAACUUGCCAAGGUUUUCAUGGCUGUCUAAGAGCUCUUCGCCAUGGCUGUCUAAGGUUUUCCGUUCCUUUCUAAAAGUUCUAUUUCGAUACCAAAGUUAGGAUUUACAACAUUCUGCACACCAAGAUUUGGAAGCUUCUUCAACUGAUUAGCUUCAACUUUGCCUCAGAAUCAACUUCAAGGCACUCACCUCCCACCACAAGUUAAAGAAAGCUAUUGCAUCAAUCAGCAAACAACAGAGUCCAUUUGAUCUCUUACGCCUACUAUAUGAUGAGUCUGACGGCAGAUUCUCCCGUCCACUCAUCAAGCAGCGAUGAUUUUGCAGCAUUUCUCGAUGCAGAGUUGGACUCUGCUUCUGAUGUAUCACCUGAGCUAGAUGAAGUAGAAAAUGGAGAAGCAGAGGGAGAGGAAGAGGUGGAAGAUGAGAAAGGGCAAGAUGAAGACAACGACACUGGUGAUGGUGAUGGUGAUGAUGAUGAUGAUGAUGGCAGCAUAGAUUCUAGCAGGUCAAAGAAGCGUAAAAUUGAGUUGAUUGAAGCUGCAGUUGAUCCACAGAGUUCAGUGUCUCGUGGAGAACCAGCAGAAACUUCAGGAGCAUCUUUGGCGCUGGAUGUAUGCACUCAUCCUGGUGUCAUGGGAGGGAUGUGUAUACGGUGUGGGCAGAAGGUGGAAGAUGAAUCUGGUGUGGCUUUUGGAUACAUACACAAGAAUUUGAGGCUUGCAGAUGAUGAAGUUGCUCGAUUGCGUGACAAGGACCUGAAAAAUUUACUACGGCACAAAAAGCUGAUCUUGGUUCUAGAUUUAGACCACACACUUCUGAACUCAACUAGACUUGCAGAUAUUUCUGCAGAAGAAUCAUACUUGAAGGACCAACGAGAAGUACUGCCUGAUGCUUUAAGAAACAACCUUUUCAAAUUGGACUGGAUACACAUGAUGACAAAGCUGAGGCCAUUUGUCCACACCUUCCUGAAAGAAGCCAGUAGUUUGUUCGAGAUGUACAUUUACACAAUGGGCGAACGUCCUUAUGCGUUGGAAAUGGCAACCUUACUUGACCCUGGAGGUAUCUACUUCCAUUCUAGAGUGAUUGCUCAAUCAGACUCCACUCGGAGACAUCAAAAGGGUCUAGAUGUCGUUUUGGGCCAAGAAAGUGCUGUUCUGAUCCUUGAUGAUACUGAAGUGGUAUGGGGGAAGCACAGGGAAAAUCUUAUACUGAUGGACAGAUAUCAUUUCUUUACCUCAAGUUGUCGACAAUUCGGUUUGAAAUGUAAAUCACUUUCUGAACAGAAAAGUGAUGAAAAUGAAGCUGAGGGAGCGCUUGCCUCUGUCCUAGAAGUACUGCAAAGGAUCCACAGACUAUUCUUCGACCCGGAACGUGGGGACAAUAUUAUGGAGCGGGAUGUUAGGCAGGUGCUGAAAACAGUUCGGAAGGAAAUACUGAAGGGCUGUAAAAUCGUCUUCACUGGUGUAAUUCCCAUACAAUGCCAACCAGAAAACCACCACUACUGGAAAUUGGCUGAGAAAUUGGGAGCUACAUUCUCCACAGAAGUCGAUGAAUCGGUGACACAUGUGGUCUCCAUGAAUGACAAGACUGAAAAGUCACGUCAGGCACUGCGAGAGAAGAAAUUUUUGGUCCAUCCAAGAUGGAUUGAAGCUGCUAACUACUUGUGGCGAAAGCCACCUGAAGAGGACUUCCCAGUCAGUUCAUAACUAUUUGCUAACCUUGAUUUUAGGCAACUUUUUUGUAAAUUCUAGUAGAAUGCUUACAGGUUUCAUUCACCAAUAGAAACCAUCCGAUGAGGAAAAAUAGUUCGCGCCCGAGGGAAUCAAAACCAAACUCUGGCUAGUCUUCUUCACUGAUCUCUUGAAUUUUGUCUAGAGAUCAACCAAAUUCAUGUGAUUGUGUGGCAUUCUGGAUGCUGAUUUUGCUAGUUA